AUGGUUAGCUCCCCAUCCUACCUAAAAACCUUGCACCCUCUUCAAGUUUUCUCUACAAAGUCACCAUCUUCUGCCAUAAGCUCCAUGAAGAUCAAAACCCUAAUCCACACCCACUUCAUCUCACACGUGUGCCGCAUCAUUCGAGCUCUAUCCAAAGCAAAAUCCAUUCUCAUUGAGAUUCUUAAAGAAAACCAACGCAUACACUUCAUAUCCCCUACAAAAAACACAAAAAAGAAGCAAAAGAAUAGGAAGAUAUUCCUUGGCUCGUUUAGGCUACACUAUAACUGGUGCUCUUCACAUGUGUUACCAGUGCCAGAACCAGUUCUUGAUGGGUUCUCAGCAUCCCACUUCUACUAUGACUCUUCAUGGAAUUCUGUAUUUACAAAGGAGCAGUGUGAGCACAACACUGAAUCUCAGCUUUCAGGGUACCUUCACUGGCUAGAAGAGAAAGUUGAUGAUGAGGAUUCUAAUGGUUCUGAGAAAGAUAUCAAUCGGCUAGCGGAUUUGUUCAUUGCAAACUGCCAUGAAAAGUUUAUAUUGGAGAAGCAAGAGUCCUAUAGGAGAUUCCAAGAAAUGAUGGCUAGAAGCAUGUGA
Molecule: messenger RNA, 594 nt
Organism: Dovyalis caffra
Lineage: Eukaryota; Viridiplantae; Streptophyta; Magnoliopsida; Malpighiales; Salicaceae
Source: the annotation of a GenBank genome assembly